AUGAAGAAUCCAGAUGAAACUUUUUCCUACUUUUUCCUUUCCUUGAUAGUGGGAAAUCUAGAGCCAAAAAUAGAAGAUCUAAUAAAAAGAAUUAAUAAAUUGCAACAAGCCAAGAAGGUAUUAAAUGAAGAGAUUUCUGAGGCAAAUAAACACAGUAAGACACUUCAGCUGGAACUGGAAAAGCGGAGUUAUUUCAAGAGGAAAACAGAAAAGCAAAAGGUUAUCUUGAAGCAGCCUCAAAGUACAAUUUUGAUUUGCAAGAGAAGUGCCACAAUGAAUGCAGAGAAGUCAAGCCUUGAAGAAAUAUGGAAUGAGAAAAAGGAGAUCAAAAAAGUCAUGCAGAUGCAUUCAAAGGAGACACAAGAUGAAAUGCAGAGGGAGCAGAAAUUGAACCUGGAUUGCAAGAAACAAAUUGAAGAAAUCACAGCCAAGAUUCAGAUGGAAAAACUGAAGCAGAGGGAGCAGAGAUUCGCAUUUGAGCAGUUACUUGAUGAAUUGAUGGAGAAGCACAAGAAUCUCUGGGAACUUUAUGCCAAGGAAAAACCAAUAACUGACAUGAAAAAGAGUAAGGAGCAGUUACUACUUGAAGAAAAACUAAUCCAAGAGAAGCUUGCUCAUGUUCAAGAUGAACUGAAUUUGCUGAGCCAGGUUACAUUUAGUGGACAGAGGAAGUUUCUGAAAAGCCAGGCAGCUGCAUCUACUUUGUGAGUAUACUUCCGUUCCCUUUUGGGAUAAUAAUAUUUAGAACUCAGAUAAGAAAGUUUGCUCCUUCCCAAGAAUAUCCAAAAAAUUACCUUUUAACAUUUAAAAUGAACUACAAUGGCAAGUAAAAGUGCUAUUUGUGCAAAUAAAUAAAACCUUUCCAAGAGUAAUUAAUUUUUUUAUUUUAAUUGA
This is a messenger RNA of Thamnophis sirtalis, 894 nucleotides long. NCBI's taxonomy places the organism in Eukaryota, Metazoa, Chordata, Lepidosauria, Squamata, Natricidae. The record is from RefSeq and is a predicted model, not a curated record.